AUGGCAAACAAGGAACCUCUCGAUGACCGAAGGAUGCAUAUUGCGUUGACCGUCCACGACAAGGAAGGGAAACAGCUUGAAGACUUCCCUGUCAAGGUAUACAAGAUCAAAUACAGCGACGAGCUGCAGACAGAGCUGGAGCAAAAAGAAGAAGAGGAGCGCAAGAAUGAGCCGGAGGCCAAGCCGAAGCCGAGUCCAAAGAAAGCUGAGACGCCAACGCAACCGGGUGGGAGCAACCCAGGUACGCCCGUGUCACCUCCCAACGCAGCCGUCCUCAACACGCGAGAGCUCACACGCAAGUUUUUCGACUUCUCGUACAAGGAAUCGGCUGAAGAAGCCAAGCAGAUGGCGGUUGUGUUGUCCAAGGCUCAAGGCCUUAGGAUCCCUAUACCAGCUUCGAUCGUCACCACCAUGCGUAAGACUGGCAAGAUAGGCAUUUCUGUUUGGUAUGACUUCGAAUAUAUGAACUUUCUAAAGAAGACUGGCCAAGAGGGACAAGACAAGAGAAUCCCAUACGCGGAGCGGUUUACAAAAGAAGAACUCGAAGAGAAGCGAGAGCGCAACGAGCUCAAGAAGAAAGAGGAGGAACAAAAGAAGGAGGAGGAACAUUCGUCGACAGAGGAGGAACAGGCGUCGAAGCGACGUAAGCUCACGCAUGCCAACCGCCGCAGACAAAGGCCCGCUUGUUUUGGCCCGAUGCCUCCAGGAAUGAAGGCGCGUAUGGACCGAGGCAGGGCCUUCGUCCUGGAGUGGAGGAAGCAGAUGGAGUCGGGCAAUUAG
This is a messenger RNA of Alternaria postmessia, 780 nucleotides long. RefSeq lists its product as uncharacterized. The record is from RefSeq and is a predicted model, not a curated record. The coding region runs from base 1 to 780 and encodes 259 amino acids. The transcript has 2 exons. Lineage: Eukaryota; Fungi; Ascomycota; Dothideomycetes; Pleosporales; Pleosporaceae.